AUGAUAGGUGAAGUAGCAAUCCCUAUUGAUCAAACUAAGGGCGAUUUUCUAAUCCAAGUAAUAAAUAAAGAACAAAUUAAAAAAAGAUUAGCUAAACUAAGAUCAGAAGAACAAAAUAAAAUAGCUUAUAUUCAUAUUAGUAUAAUUCAAAUUAUCUUAGAAUCAACCAUGAAAAUAGGAAUUAACGGACUCAUGGAAUUAGAAAUUCGUGAUGAUAAACUCAUUAAUGAAGAAAAAAGUAUUAUUGCCAAAGGAACGGGAAAUUUAGGAGUAGGAAUAUUUAAAUUUGAUAUUAACCUACAACAAGGAUUGAGCCUAGCAGAUGGUAACCUUGACUCCUCUAUUAUUAUAAAAUAUAAAUUAAAAAGAGAAAAUUUUAUGAAAGAAAAUAGCAAACCAUUUUCAGUAACUUAUCAAAUAAACUAUGAGUUAACAAAUAGUCACCACAGUUUAACCUUCAAAAAUAAAGAAGUAAUUACUAUAGAAGAUUUAUUUAAACCUGUAAUCUAA
Linum tenue is the source of this 510-nucleotide messenger RNA. Lineage: Eukaryota; Viridiplantae; Streptophyta; Magnoliopsida; Malpighiales; Linaceae. The record is from the annotation of a GenBank genome assembly.